This is a messenger RNA of Prunus avium (sweet cherry), 5247 nucleotides long. NCBI's taxonomy places the organism in Eukaryota, Viridiplantae, Streptophyta, Magnoliopsida, Rosales, Rosaceae. The record is from RefSeq and is a predicted model, not a curated record.
AUGUCUAAAAGGCCAUUCCUUGAACAAGUGAGGUCUUCGUUUCUACGUUCCAGAUCUUUGAACGCAAGACCAUCGUUGCAACCCAAUCGAGUGAUCUCUGAAAUUCAAAAUCGUCUAGAAAGAGAGUUGUCAUCUAAAAAAGAGCAAGCUCUGGCCACAUUUACAAGUCUUGCUCUCCAAACUGAACUUCCUGGUUCUUCACUUUCAAAUUCAGAAGCAAGUUCAGACCAAGAAGAAGAAAUGAUGGCUGCCAAUGAGUUCAUGGGAGACCUUGAUAUCCCAACAAUUCCAACAUCCCCUUCAAGCAUACUACCCAAUGUAGCUCGAAACUAUGAACUUAAAUCUUCUCAUCUUAAUAUGUUACCUUCCUUUUAUGGUUUACCUAAUGAAGAUCCAUUGACUCAUAUAAAGGAUAUUUUUAAUGUUGUGAGUUCUUUUCCCUUGACAGGUGUGACGGAAGAUCAACUUCGAAUGAGAGUGUUUCCUUACACUUUGAAGGAUAAGGCGAAAUAUUGGUUGAAUUCUUUGAAACCUGGUUCACUCACUACAUGGGCUGCCAUUCAAAAGAAGUUUUUAGAGAAAUACUUCUCCACCCAAAAGACUGACAUGCUCAGGGACAAGAUCUUGUUAUUUGCACAGCAAGAUUCUAAUGAAGAUCCAUUGACUCAUAUAAAGGAUAUUUUUAAUGUUGUGAGUUCUUUUCCCUUGACAGGUGUGACGGAAGAUCAACUUCGAAUGAGAGUGUUUUCAUACACUAUGAAGGAUAAGGCGAAAUAUUGGUUGAAUUCUUUGAAGCCUGGUUCACUCACUACAUGGGCUGCCAUUCAAAAGAAGUUCUUAGAGAAAUAUUUUUCCACUCAAAAAACCGACAUGCUUAGGGACAAGAUCUUGUUAUUUGACAGCAAGAUGAUGAGUCGUUUUGUGAAGCGUGGUUCUUAUAAAACCAAGACUCCGGAAGAAACGUAUGAACUCUUUGAGAUUUCAAAAUUCGAACAAAAGCUAGAUGCUCUUCUUGCAUUGAACUCAAGAAACCCUCCGAAGGAAGUGUGCAGUAUUUGUGAAACUCAUGACCAUGCUACCAUAGCUUGUCCACUUGGGGCUGCAUAUCCAAAAUUUGUGCAAGAGCAAGCUAAUGUGGUAAAUUCCUACAACCAAGGUCCAAGAAAUGAUCCAUACUCUCAAAGUUAUAAUCCAGGUUGGAGGAAUCAUCCAAACGUUUCAUGGAGGAAUACUCAGAAUCAAGCCAUUCCCCCUUCAUUCCAAAGGCCACAACAAUCAUCAUCAUCAUUGGAGGAUAUAGUAAAGCAAAUGGCAAUCAAUCAAUCCAAUUUUCAGCAAACUACACAAGCUGCCAUCUCCAAAUUGGAAGUCCAAUUAGGCCAAAUAGCUGCUGAAAUAACGCAAAGAGAACCUGGAAAAUGGCCAAGCCAAACCAUCAUCAAUCCAAAGAACCACGAAGCCAAGGCCAUUCAUGUGCUCAGAUCAGGUAAGAUUGUUGAUAAUAUAGUUGAUUGUAGUCUUUCAAAUGAUGCUGUGGUUGUAGAAAAUGAAGAUGAAGAGGAGGAGACCAUAGCUAUGGAAGGAGAACAGCUCAAAACUUCUCAAUCUGCCCCUAAUGCCAAAUCAAAUUCUCAGGAACCCAACAAAUUCCAAUUGCAUAAAAGAGGUGAUAAAUUUGUGCCACCACAUCUUCAAGAAGAUAGAUACGUGCCACCCGCUCCAUAUGUUCCACCUAUUCCAUUUCCAGGCCGUCUUCAGAAAGCAAAGCAAGAUAAGGCUUUUAAAGAGAUUUAUGAUAUUUUGAGUAAAGUUAAUAUCAAUUUGCCUUUGCUUGAUGUUAUUGAACAGAUUCCUACAUACGGAAAGUUGAUCACGAACUUGAAAACUCACAAGCUCAAUUUUGCUCCAAAUGAAGAAAUAAAGCUCAACAAGAAUGUAAGUGUUGUGUUGCAAAGGAAGCUUCCACCAAAACUAGAAGAUCCUGGCAGCUUUGACAUUCCCAUUAACAUUGGAGACAAGAAGGUUGGAAGAGCCAUGUUGGACUUGGGAGCAAGCAUCAAUCUAAUGCCAUAUUCAGUGUAUCAAAAACUUGGCUUAGAAGGGAUGAAGAAAACUUCAAUGCGACUUGAACUAGCUGAUCAUUCUAUAAAAUAUCCAAAAGGUAUUGUGGAAGAUAUUUUAGUUCAAGUUAAUACACUAAUUCUCCCUGCUGAUUUUGUAGUGAUGGACAUGGAGGACAAUCCAAAUGGAGAUCAUGUUGAUCCCAUUCUCUUAGGCAGGCCAUUCAUGGCCAUUGCAGACACAAUCAUCAAAGUGAAAGAUGGCACUCUUUCCAUGACUGUUUUGGUUGAAACUGUUGAAUUUAAAGUGUUUGAUGCUCUAUCUCAACCUUCUAUCUCUCUUGAUACUUGCUUUUCAAUUGAUGUUGUAGAUCAAGAGGUUUCCUCAAAAAUUUUGCAGGAAAAGUCUAAUGAUGCUCUAGAAGCUGUCCUAACACAAGAAGAGGAAGAUCUUAGUGAGCCGGAGUUCCAAGAAGUGUUGGCUGCCUUAGAAGUGUUUCAACCAUACCCACCAUCCUUUAGGCCACCACUCGAGCCUCUUGGACCAUCAUCCACGAAAUUGGAGCCAUCCAUUAUCAUCCCACCAAGGCUAGAACUUAAACCUCUGCCCAAUCAUCUUAAAUAUACAUAUUUGGGUGCUAACGAAACUCUCCCUGUUAUAAUUGCUGCAGGUCUCACCUCACAUGAAGAAGAGAGCUUAAUUAAGGUUCUAAAAGAGCAUAAAACAGCCCUUGGAUGGACCAUAGCAGACAUCAAAGGAAUUAGUCCAAGCAUGUGCAUGCACCUGAUUUUAAUGGAAGAAGACAGCAAACCAUCUCGUGAUGCCCAAAGGAGGUUAAACCCCAACAUGAAAGAGGUGGUUAGAGCUGAAGUUUUAAAGCUACUCGAUGUAGGAAUCAUCUACCCAAUUUCAGAUUCUAAGUGGGUGAGCCCUGUACAAGUUGUUCCGAAGAAGUCCGGAAUCACCGUUGUGAAGAAUGAGAAGAAUGAGCUAGUUCCUACACGAACCAUCACCGGUUGGAGAGGAAUUGAAGUGGAUAAAGCCAAGAUCGAUCUCGUCUCAAAUCUGCCACCCCCUACCUCUGUUAAAGGAGUUAGAAGCUUUCUGGGUCAUGCUGGAUUCUAUAGAAGGUUCAUAAAAAAUUUCUCAAGUAUUACAAGGCCAUUGUGUAAUCUCCUUGCUAAGGAUGCUAUUUUUGAGUUUAAUGAAGCUUGCAUGGAAGCUUUUACUACCUUGAAAAGGGAGCUAACUUCAGCCCCUAUUAUCAUAGCUCCAGAUUGGUCUUUACCAUUUGAAAUAAUGUGUGAUGCCUCUGACUUUGCUAUUGGUGCAGUUUUAGGUCAAAAGAAGAAUAAGCUCCCCCAUGUGAUUUAUUAUGCUAGCCGGACCUUGUAUGAUGCUCAAAUCAACUACUCCACAACAGAGAAGGAGUUGCUUGCUAUGGUUUUUGCUUUAGAAAAAUUUCGUUCUUACCUUGUUGGUUCUAAAGUAAUUGUUUAUUCUGACCAUGCAGCUCUUAGAUACUUGCUCACUAAGAAGGACUCCAAACCACGCUUGAUUAGAUGGAUUCUCUUGCUGCAAGAAUUCGAUUUGGAGAUUCGAGACAAGAAGGGAUGUGAGAAUGUGGUAGCUGAUCAUUUGAGCAGAAUUGUGGUUGAAGAACAAGGAGAAGCUGUGCUACCCUUGAAUGAGACUUUCCCUGAUGAACAACUAUAUGCUGCCCAAGUCAAAGAGCCAUGGUAUGCUGAUUUUGUUAAUUAUCUUGCUUGUGGUGUUCUUAGAAAUGAUCUAACUUCUCAGGAUAAGAAGAAGUUCUUUUCCAUGGUGAAACAUUAUGUAUGGGAUGAACCUUUCUUAUUCAAGCAUUGCCCGGAUCAACUCAUCAGAAGAUGUGUUCCAGAAGAAGAGCAAGAAAGCAUACUUAGGCAUAGCCACGAAUUGGCUUGUGGAGGUCACUUUGGAGCUAAGAAAACAGCACUUAAAAUUCUGCAAUCUGGUUUCUUUUGGCCCACUCUAUUCAAAGAUGCGUUUAAUUUUUGUGUUAAGUGUGAUAGGUGUCAAAGGAUGGGGAACAUAAGUCGCAGGAACGAAAUGCCAUUGAAUAACAUACUCGUUGUGGAGCUCUUCGAUGUGUGGGGUAUUGAUUUCAUGGGACCAUUCCCAUCUUCUUUUGGUUGUACUUACAUACUUGUUGCUGUUGAUUAUGUGUCUAAAUGGGUGGAAGCCAUAGCCACCAAAACCAAUGAUCAUAAGGUGGUGCUAAAGUUCUUGAAGGAUAAUAUUUUCACAAGGUUUGGUACUCCAAGGGCUGUCAUUAGUGAUGGAGGCAGUCAUUUCUGUAACAAGCCAUUCGAAGCACUCAUGAAGAAGUACAACAUCACCCAUCGAGUCUCUACACCAUAUCAUCCUCAAACGUCUAGUCAAGUGGAAAUAAGCAAUAGAGAAAUUAAACACAUCCUAGAGAAGGUUGUGAACAGUACAAGGAAGGAUUGGGCUGCGAAGCUCAAUGAUGCAUUAUGGGCUUACAGGACUGCAUAUAAGACUCCCAUCGGAAUGAGCCCUUAUCGUCUUGUGUUUGGGAAAGCCUGCCACCUACCAAUGGAGCUUGAACACAAUGCUUUUUGGGCCAUCAAGAAAUUGAAUUUUUAUCUAGACAAGGCAGGACAUGCAAGAAAGUUUCAGCUCAAUGAAUUGGAAGAAAUUAGACAUGAGUCUUAUGAGAAUGCAAAGCUUUACAAAGAACGAACCAAGACUUACCAUGACAGAAACAUUCAACGGAAAGAGUUCUCCAAAGGUAUGUCAGUUCUUUUGUUUAACUCACGCCAGUCGGUGCAUUCCGCGCAUUUAAUGCCUCAAGCACGUCGCGCAGGCCAUCAUUGCUCAGGGCGUCGCGUCGCCUCGUCAAAUGAAACGACGAUCACUGUCAUAACUUCACGUGCUCUGAGUGCGCUCUCCCUCCAAACCAGGGAGCCAAACCUGCUGAGUCGCAUGACUGGGCAAUUUGGCCUGGUCCAGAUGACUUGGCAGUUUGAUGAGGGCGAGAAGAUUUGGGAUGAUGACCUCGACGUGGCCGAAUCUGUGCGGCCGAAUACUCGGAUCACACCCAUGGCCGGAGCGACGGCCUUUAUCAAGGCUGAAGUGAUGGUUUCUACUAUAACCGGAAUGGCGACUGCUUACCACGGCUAG